Belonocnema kinseyi is the source of this 2565-nucleotide messenger RNA. RefSeq lists its product as uncharacterized. NCBI's taxonomy places the organism in Eukaryota, Metazoa, Arthropoda, Insecta, Hymenoptera, Cynipidae. The transcript is spliced from 3 exons. The record is from RefSeq and is a predicted model, not a curated record. The coding region runs from base 1 to 2565 and encodes 854 amino acids.
AUGUUACAUUUCGAAAAAGGUGAAUCGAGCAGUGAAACAAGUGCUGCGGCACCUCAAGAGUCAAAAACUCUAUCUUCUUGUUGCGUUAAUGUAAAAAACGAUGGAGUCUUGUCCACAGCAUCCGUGCUGGUAGCAAAUUCGGAUAAACAAUUGAAGACAGCUCGCAUUGUUUUAGACAAUGGUUCUCAAAUCGGCCUUAUUACAGAAAAACUCUGUGACUCCCUCAAUCUUCAGAAAAUUCCAAUAGAUGUGACGUUAAGCGUAGUAAACAAUCUUUCUUCCAGUGUCAAGUAUAGAUGCAACGUUCAAAUUCUCUCAAGACAAAAUAAUUUUGAGUUUAAGCUUCCCUGUCUUGUCGUUCCGGAGAUCACAACUCAUUGUCCAAAUUCGAAAAUUAGCACAAUCGCCGCAAAGAUUCCUUCUCAUCUCAAUUUAGCAGAUCCUGAAUUUGACAAGGCCGGAAAAAUUGAUAUAUUAAUAGGAAAUAACAUCUUUUGGACUUUGAUUUGUAUAGGUCAAGUAAAAUUAAAUGGUCAAAGUUUGCUUUUACAAAAAACUAGAUUGGAGUUAGAAGAGCAUUUGGAUAAAAAAUCGAAGUCCAUUGAUGAGAACUUGUGCGAAUCUCUUUUUAGCAAAACUGUAAAGAGAGAUGCAAAUGGCAGAUUCAUUGUCACAAUCCCCUUGAAGGGUAACCUUGAUCAGUUGGGUGAAUCCAAAGAACAAGCUGAGCGUUGUUUCUUGAAUUUAGAAAGAAAAUUAGAAAGAAAACCUGAACUCAAAAAAGAGUAUACUGCCUUCAUGACUGAAUACGAAAAACUAGGUCACAUUUCGAAAGAACUGGACGAAUCCUAUUCUCCUGUGUCUUAUUACAUGCCUCAUCAUUGUGUGGUUAGAAACGAUAGUCUCUCAACGAGAGUUCGUGUAGUAUUUGAUGCGUCUGCACCCACAGCAAGUGGUGUAUCUCUCAACGACCUUCAAAUGGUCGGACCCUUGCUACAAGAUGAUUUGUUCUCGAUUUUAAUUCGCUUUAGAAAACAUGCGUACUUUUUAGGCGCAGACAUUGAGAAAAUGUACCGUCAGGUAUUAGUUACACCAGAGCAGCGUCCUCUUCAAAGAAUAUUAUGGCGUCCUGAUCCAAACCAAACUUCCAAACGUAGCUUAAAGUGGCUAGCUCAUUCUGAUCAUCUGACUUAUUCGGUAACUGUUUCGGACAAUAACAAAAUCACAAAAAGACAAAUUUUGUCAGAUAUAUCGCUGAUUUUCGAUCCUUUAGGUCUUUUAGGUCCUUGCAUCAUCUUGGCCCAAAUUCAACUACAAAAACUUUGGCUUGAAAAACUCUCGUGGGACGAAAGUCUACUUGCCGAAGUUCAUUCGCAAUGGACAGAGUACAGGAAUCAACUUCCGACUCUGAACUCGAUCAAGGUUCCUAGACAUAUUAUUUGUUCAAGUGCUGUAAACAUUCAAUUGCAUGGAUUCUCCGAUGUUGCACUCAAUGCAUACGGAGCUUGUGUUUAUCUCAGAUCAGAGGACAAAGAAGGAAAUGUUUGCAUUCAACUUAUUUGUUCUAAAUCUAGGGUCGCACCAUUAAAAACACAAACUAUAGCUCGAUUAGAACUUUGCGGGGCUCUUGAAUUGGCCAAAUUGGUUUCCAAAGUUAAAACUGCUCUGGAUCUAUCCGUUGAUGAUAUUUAUUAUUGGUCUGUUUCCACAAUAGUUUUGUUCUGGCUUAGAACGCAAUCUAAGACCCUUGAAACUUUUAUUGCAAAUAGAGUUGGUCGGAUUCAGGAAUUAACUGAUAUCGAAUUCUGGAAACAUGUUCGUAGCGAAGAUAAUCCAGCAGAUUGCAUUUCCCGUGGUAUCGCACCAAGUCUUCUUGAAGGUGCUAAGUUAUGGUGGAAAGGUCCACCAUUUCUUUUUAAGGAUAAAUCAGAUUGGCCUUCAAUGCCAUCUCUUUCUCAUGAUGUGCCAGGGCUCAGGAAACGGUGCAAUAUAGCAGUCAAAGUAGAAAACGUAGACUUUUCGAUUUUUGAACGAUACCAAAGCUUGCCUCAGCUGAUAAGAGUUAUAGCUUAUUGUAAAAGAUUUUCAAAUAACUGUAAACCUAAGGAAAAUAAAUUAAGUGGACAUCUACGUUCAUUUGAACUUGCUGAAUCUAAAAUUGCUCUUGCGAAGCUAUCACAAAGAAAUUCUUUCCCAGAGGAAAUAAAAAUGCUUUCUCGAAUGACCCCGAUAACAAAGGGGAAACUAGCGUCGCUGAAUCCUUUUUUGGAUGAUCGCGGAAUUUUGAAAGUCGGUGGCUCCAUGCUGGUCCUCAAUUACUUUUUUUCCUCGAUCCGUGAACAUUUUUGGCCUUUGGGAGGAGGAAAUUUGGCUAGAAAGGUGGUUAGGAAUUGCGUCAUGUGCUUUAGAGUCAAUCCAAGAGGAAGUACUCCGAUGAUGGGUAAUUUGCCCAAACAGAGAGUAUCUCCUUCACCACCUUUCUAUACUACUGGCGUAGACAAUGCUGGGCCCUUCCUCAAAGGGAUAGAAAAGGUCGAGGCGCUAAGACUAGCAAAUGUUACGUAA